Molecule: messenger RNA, 740 nt
Organism: Mercurialis annua (annual mercury)
Lineage: Eukaryota; Viridiplantae; Streptophyta; Magnoliopsida; Malpighiales; Euphorbiaceae
Exons: 1
Coding region: 36-629 (197 amino acids)
Source: RefSeq, a predicted model, not a curated record
CACAACACAACAACUCCCAUAAACUAAGAAAAACCAUGAAAAACCUCUACAACAAGAAAGGCAAAGUUCACCCAUCUCCACCACCACUCUCCGAUCACUACUUAUCCCUUCUUCCUACAACUAUUCUCACUUUCUCCGCCGCUCUCUCCGACGAAGACAAGCUAGUUCUCGCCUACCUCAUCUCCUGCUCAUGCACCUCCGCCGCCACCACAGUUGAUCGCCGCCGUCGACCAAAAACCACUGAAACUAACGAUGAUCAUGAUCCUAUGUUUGAGUGUAACUGUUUCAGCUGUUACAUGAGUUUCUGGGUACGUUGGGAUGCAUCGCCUAAUCGCGAAACAAUUCAUGAGAUCAUUGAAGCUUACGAAGAUAGCUUGUUUAACAAGAAAAACAAGGGUUUGAGAAAGAAGAAGGGAAAAAAAGGUAAGCGUGUUUUGCAUGAAUUUAAUGAUACGAGGAGUAGUUUACAGACAGAUUUUGAGGUUUCCAAGGUAUCGGAAUCGGAAUCGGAAAUGAAUUCGAGUAAUCAGAGUAAGGAGAUAGCUGAAGUGGAAUUGGAGAAGAGUACUGUGAGGAAGAUUACUAGCUUUCUUGGAGAGAAAGUUUGGGGAAUUUGGAGUAGGGAUUAGUUAAUUAAUUAUAUGCUUAAUUUGUUAAUCAGUUAAUUAGUUUAUUUUUGCUCCUUUCUUGUACCAUAAGACUGAUGCGAGUGGAGUUUAAUUAAUUUCUUUGUCAUUUUA